Molecule: messenger RNA, 2021 nt
Organism: Bombus pascuorum
Lineage: Eukaryota; Metazoa; Arthropoda; Insecta; Hymenoptera; Apidae
Product: neurotrimin-like
Exons: 10
Coding region: 68-1453 (461 amino acids)
Cellular component (GO): neuron projection
Source: RefSeq, a predicted model, not a curated record
GGUUCGCAAAGCGCGAUCCCUCAGUCGGGAUGCCGGCCGCGUACCCUCUCCUCCAUUUGGUACCGUGAUGUUCAGUGAACGUGUGAAGCGUGUUUUAGAGACCAUUGGGAACCGUUCGCGGUUCUUCACCACGAUUUUCCUGGUUUCGACGUUCGCAGCAAGUGUUUGGACGGAUAACUCCACCGGUUCCGAGGGACCGAGUUUUACUGUGCCAAUAACAAACGUGACGAUCCCAUUGGGCAGAGAAGCUGUACUCGCUUGCGUUGUUGCAAACCUUUCUGCCUUCAAGGUAGCAUGGUUGCGAGUGGAUACACAAACUAUUUUAACAAUAGCUAAUCACGUGAUUACAAAGAAUCAUAGGAUUGGAGUAACGCAUACUGAGCGAAAAACAUGGCAUUUACACAUACGCGACGUGAGCGAAUCCGAUCGAGGUGCCUACAUGUGUCAAAUAAACACCGAUCCGAUGAAGAGUCAAACCGGUUACUUGGAUGUUGUAGUUCCGCCCGAUAUUUUAGACUAUAUGACAAGUACGGAUAUGAUAGUCAGAGAAGGAAGCAACGUUACAUUACGUUGCGCUGCUAAAGGAUCUCCAACUCCAAAUAUUACAUGGAGAAGAGAAGAUGGAGAAACUAUACUCCUUGGAAAUGGUGAAGAAGUGAGAAUUGUGGAAGGAUUUAUUUUCAAUAUCACUAAGAUAAAUCGAUUGCAAAUGGGUGCAUAUCUGUGCAUCGCUUCAAAUGGUAUACCACCUACAGUCAGUAAAAGAAUAAUGCUUACAGUACAGUUUAGUCCAAUGAUUUCAAUCCAAAAUCAAUUGGUCGGAGCACAAGAGGGACAAAGGAUGACUUUGGAGUGUAAUUCGGAAGCUUUCCCAAAGUCGAUCAAUUAUUGGACAAAGGAAAACAACGAAAUUAUAAAAAAUGGAGAAAAAUACAACCAAACUUUCUCAUAUAAUGAGUAUAAAGUACACAUGAAACUUACGAUAUCAUCGGUGGAAAUGUCCGACUAUGGAACAUACAAAUGCAUAUCAAAGAAUUCUCUAGGGGAAACAGAUGGCAGUAUUAAGCUGUAUCAUAUUCCAACACCAACGACACAGCCGAGAACUACAACUACUACUCCAGCCUCCACUAGUGAAGAAGUUGAAAAUAUUCAAAAUUCUCGACAAAGGCCAGAACCGAGUGUAGAACCUAGUCCACACCAAAUAACUGAUUCGUCGUUGCCUAACAUCGGUAGAACCGAUGAUAUACGGCUUCAUGGUAGGGCGAACAGCGGUAGCUAUAACGAUGGUGAAAACGCUGUAGUAACAAAAGGACGAAAAAGCAUCGACGGCGAGGUACGACCACGAAGAAUCGACAACACGGCACAAUCGAUGUCAUCCAGGGGUUCUAGUUCGAAUUUUCUGGUACAAUCUACAGCGGCCAUCUGCAUAAUCCUACUAUCUGCCCUGUCGUAGUCAUGUCAGUGUCUACCAGCGAAAAGAACGGUUAUUCGAGGAAAAUCCUUCGGGGAUCAAGAUUCGUCCUGUUCAUCGUCAUUUAUCUCAUCCGCGAAAGGGAUCAAUUAAUGGGUGUGCUUCGAUGCCGCAAAUUUAUCGACAACUAUUGCCUUUGUCGUCGUUGUGACUGAAAUCAACGAAACAGUUUUUCUUGUUGUAAACUUUGCACUAAUGUUUGCAAAUUAGGCGAUUAAUGGAAUUUCUAGUAAUACCACUGACGAGAUACUGCGCCUCGUUGGUGAUAAUACAUUUGAAUACUUGUACCAGAUAUUCGGCAAUGUGAUUACACCUUUGCGUAUUCGCAGAAGUUCGUAGACUCUAGCUGUAACUCAACAAAUUGUACAAUUCACUUAGUAAUCUGCUCGUUACACGUAAUUCGUCCGUGAAUAAUCAUUUUAAGUUUUUCGAAAAUUUAGACUAUAAUUUAACUUCAAUAGCUAUUUUUUUCCUAGCUAUUCUUAGUUAUUCUUUUUAGAAAUACAGAUAUUAUUCUGUGUCCACGAUUCGUAUAUAUAUAUAUGAAAUA